Molecule: messenger RNA, 705 nt
Organism: Paramecium octaurelia
Lineage: Eukaryota; Ciliophora; Oligohymenophorea; Peniculida; Parameciidae
Source: the annotation of a GenBank genome assembly
AUGUUUAUAAAAAACUUCUUUAAGAAACAAUCAAGAUUCGAGAGGAAACUGUUUGAAUCCUCCAUAUUUGAUAAUCAAGAAACUGUUGAUCUGGAAGAUGUAAAACAAAUGCUAUAAGGUAUAUUGGAUAUCAUUAAAAUAGGGUUUCCUUGUCUAUCUGAAAUUGAUCAAUUAGUUUAAAGUAUGACCUUAGUCCAAGUGUGUCGUGAAUUUCUGAGGCUCAUCCCACUAACACUAGAUAAUCAUAAGAAGCUUAAAGUUCUCCUCACUAUGCAUGUGCUCAUGGGCGACGUCAAGCAUGGUAGAUUAUUUGUGUAGUAAUUGAAUUGCUUCAAUGGUUGGGCACCCGUUAGCAAGGAUGAGAUCUUAAACAAAUUCAUCGGAAUUCAAACUAUGAUAAUCCAUAAACUGGCUAGCAUAUAGGAUAUUUGCAAUAGAAGCAAACUCAAAACCAAUAUUGAGAUUUUUUUCAAAGAUAUCGAUACCUCAGUCAUUCAAUUUUACAAAGCCAUUAAUUGUCUAAACUUCAUUCUAGCAUAAUAUGAUGUAUGAAAUCUCUACUAUUUUCAGUUAUUCCUCAGUAUUUCUAAACUGCACAACAGAACCGUAGUGAUGGAAAUUUACUUGCUCAUCUGGAACGAUCUAAUAGCCAUGUAUUUAAUGCUUGAAAGGUACGGUUUAUGAAUUCUCUUUUUAAGUAUUGUA